CACUCAAAUCCCCACAAGGUAAAUCUAAAAUCAAGACCGAAUUGGGACCGGACCGGGUCAAGACCAGACCGGAUCAAGACCGGACUGUAUCCAAUCCAAUCUUUGGUCCUUAUAUUCCCGAAAUGACCGAACUGGGUGCAGAUCAAUUCAGGCCAAUUUAACCGGACCAGACCGUAUAGCCACCCCUAUAGCGAAGUUGUGGUUUGGUGUGAUUUAGGGAAGUACUAUAUCUCGUAUGUUUCAAUGAGCUUGUGGUCCGUUUAAAAAAAUAUGUACUUAGCAUUGAGUUUCUAGUAUGUUUUAUAAUUUUUUUGGUUUUAUGGAAUUCGUCCGUUUCAAUGAGCUUGUGGAGCCUUUUUAGAGGAGAUCGUGCAUUAUUUCGCGAUUCAUAGUGGACUUAGUGAACGAUUUUGUAGGUCGGCGUAGUAAUAGGGGUAGCCCUCUUAGUGGCUAGAAAGUCCCUUCAAUUGUACUCGACUGCGCGUCUCUUCCUUGAUUUUAUGGUCGGGUUGAAUUUCAAGAUGUAAUUAUUAUUUUUUCUGAUGAAUAUGAUUAUCUUUUAUAUAAAAAAUUAAAAGGUCCACCAUCAAUAGUGAUGACAAUUGAACAUGAAUCUAUGGGUAGUCAAUUAAAUAUAACUUCGAUUGAAACUGAUAAAAUCCAGUGUUGACAUGUUUUGUGUAGAGUGCAAGUUUUAUCCACCUUUGAACUUAGCAGGUUGAGUUUGCAUGAUUUUUUUGCCAAAAAUCAACUCACUUUCCACCCUAUCCAAACCCAAAUCGUAAAAUGAUAUCGUUUUGUUUCUAACACUAAUAAUAUGAGUAAUUUGUGGAUGUUAUUAGUUUUAUGGGAAUAUCUCCCUAAUAAUAUGAAUGUUAUUAGUGUUUGAUGUGGAAAUAUUUGUAGAAUUGUUUUCCAUAAUAUUACGAGGUAGAUAUUACGAUAAAUUAUCUGCGAUUACGAAACGACUGUGAAUCAUUGAUAUCCAUACAUCAAUGGGUGGUACAUUAAAUUGAAUUGCAGAGAAUGUUACGGCUACAAUCCGCAUAAAUUGAAUUUGAGUUUAGAAAAACUCUAUCUAACUCGAUCCUGCCAUCCCUAACCACCAGUCUUAGUUGUUCACCUACAUUAACAACUUAAUUUGCUUCGUUCUCUCCCAUUCCCUUUCAAUGGAAAAUUGUAAAGAAAGAGGAAAACCCCCAGGAUCAAUUUGAUAAAAUGGGGGAAAAAUGGCUCACUCGCGGUCACUUAAAUAUUAUAGGUCUCUCAAAAUUUUCUCCAAUUGAAGAUGGGAGCCGUGAGGUACUCCGUCAUUUCUGGGUUCUACUCUCCGACACUAGGCGCAGAACAAGCCUAUGUGUGAUAAUAGUUUCUGGCUUUCUGCCCCUUUUCCUCUAAAUCAUUUCUCUCCAGGUAAGCUACUAGUCAACCAAGUCAAGGCGGGAUUGCUGCCUUCAUCGGCCGCAAAUUGAUUCUCCCAAAAUGAGAUCAACCGGAGUAGCCGGCGGAGCAUCUGCCGGAGUUGGCGGAGGAGGAACCGGCGGCGCCACUUCCCCUGGUUCCGUCGAGCCCAGACACCGUCUCUCUUCUUCCUUGUCAAUGGGAGAAGACAGCCCGAGAAGAAGGUUCUUGAGGGGCAGAAAUUUCAGAGAUGUAGAGAAGGCCUUCCAUGUUCCUGCACAGUACCGGAACCUCACCUGCAAGACAUCUACCCUCAAAUUUGUGCUGCUGAUUAUCGCUUUGGGCACAUUGGUCACUCUCUACCGUUCUCCUCCAGUUCAUGUUGCUGAUUACCCUUCCCAUUUGGUUCAGCAAUCGAAUAUAGUUCAGCAUUGGAUUGAAGAGGAUGCAGCUGUAGAUUCUCGUUACAUCUCGACUGCAGAAGUUGACUGGGACCACAUCUCAAACAUUUUCGACAAGCUAAAUGAUACAAACCAGUACCAGGGAAUUGGUUUGUUGAACUUCAACACCAGUGAGGUCAAAACUUGGAAGCACUUUUUACCAGAUGUUGACCAUGUGGUUCUUCACCUGGACCAUGUUGACAAGGACCUAACUUGGGAAUCCCUCUAUCCUGAGUGGAUAGAUGAAGAAGAGGACUUCAAAGUUCCAACUUGCCCUAAUAUACCCAAAAUCAAAUUCCCAGGGAAACCACGUCUCGAUAUUGUUGCUGUGAAGCUUCCUUGCAACAAGUCAGGUGGAUGGUCGAGAGACGUCGCUAGUUUGCAUUUGCAGCUUGCUGCAGCAAGUCUUGCUGCUUCGGGCAAAAGUUACCAUCCUGUGCGCGUGAUCUUGGUUACUGACUGCUUGCCCGUUCCAAAUUUGUUCACUUGCAAGGAUCUGAGUCUCCGCGAGGGCAAUGCAUGGCUCUAUGAACCCAACCCACAUCUCUUAAGACAAAAGACACAACUGCCGGUGGGUUCGUGUGAACUUUCUGUUCCUCUCAAUGCUAAAGAAAAUUUACACUCUGAAAGACCACAUCGAGAAGCGUAUGCAACAAUUUUGCACUCUGCACAGUUCUAUGUGUGUGGAGCCAUUGUUGCAGCUCAGAGCAUUCGCAGGGCAGGCUCAACGAGAGAUCUUGUGAUACUUGUUGAUGAAACAAUUAGCGACUACCAUAGGGGAGGACUAGAAGCUGCAGGGUGGAAAGUCCAUACAAUCAAAAGAAUAAGAAACCCAAAAGCUGAACCAGAAGCCUACAACGAAUGGAACUACAGUAAAUUCCGACUCUGGCAGUUGACUGAUUAUGACAAGAUCAUCUUCAUUGAUGCCGACAUGCUUAUACUAAGAAACAUCGACUUCCUGUUCGAGAUGCCGGAGAUCACCGCCACAGGGAACAAUGGCACCCUGUUCAACUCCGGUGUGAUGGUGAUAGAACCAUCCAACUGUACAUUCCAGCUGCUAAUGGAUCAUAUAAACGAGAUCGUGUCCUACAAUGGGGGAGACCAGGGGUACCUCAAUGAGAUCUUCACAUGGUGGCACAGGAUCCCAAAGCACAUGAACUUCUUGAAGCACUUUUGGGAAGGCGACGAGCAGGAAAUCAAGCAGAAGAAAGUCCGCCUCUUCGGAGCUGACCCUCCGAUCCUCUACGUUCUUCAUUACCUCGGCACGAAGCCAUGGCUGUGCUUUAGGGACUAUGACUGCAACUGGAAUGUGGACAUCUUGCAGGAGUUUGCCAGUGAUGUUGCACACAGGACUUGGUGGAAGGUUCACGACGACAUGCCGGAUAACUUGCAGAAGUACUGCCUGCUGAGGUCGAAGCAGAAGGCGGCAUUGGAAUGGGAUCGAAGGCAAGCCGAGAAGGGUAAUUACACAGAUGGUCAUUGGCAGAUCAAGAUAAAAGACGAGAGGUUGACGACUUGCUUCGAAGAUUUCUGUUUCUGGGAAAGCAUGUUGUGGCACUGGGGUGAGAAGAACUGGACGGACAAUGCAACAACGACUACUCCUCCAGCAGUGCCUGCUACCAUUGCUACCAAAUCUCUGUCUUCUCUGUGAUUUUUGGGUUCUAUUUGUUGGUUCAUUAUUAUACUAGAGAGAGAUAUGUUUACUUGUAGAUGAAGAAACAUAACCUUGGAAGUUCAUUAUAUAGGAGUUGAGGUGCCAGUAAUAGCAGAUAACAAUUUUCUCUGAAGUCAUUUUGUCAGUCUGAGGGCCUCUAUUCCUUUUAAAUUUCAGUUGGAAGGGAAGGACCCAUUUGCUAAUCUUUACAAAGUUUAGCUGCCAAAACGCAAUUGACCUCUUCGGCAUAUAUAUAUUAUAUAUUAUUUGAAUAACAAAUAAAUUUCCACGUC
Messenger RNA from Linum trigynum, 3788 nucleotides. The record is from the annotation of a GenBank genome assembly. NCBI's taxonomy places the organism in Eukaryota, Viridiplantae, Streptophyta, Magnoliopsida, Malpighiales, Linaceae.